Klebsormidium nitens is the source of this 2762-nucleotide messenger RNA. The record is from the annotation of a GenBank genome assembly. Lineage: Eukaryota; Viridiplantae; Streptophyta; Klebsormidiophyceae; Klebsormidiales; Klebsormidiaceae.
ACGAAUUGGACUUCCUGCUUGAUUGCAUGUUGGGCGAGCAUUUGCAGUUGUAGCCGGUGGCUUCUUGCCCAGGGCACUCGUGAGGCGCCCCUGAUCAGAAUUGGAAACCUACUCAUAGGGAGUUCCCGGUUGCUUUCGCUCUUGCAAAGAUGAACAGCGAGAAGAAGGGCGAGCUGUCUGAGCUGAAGGCCAGCCUGCGGCAAUUCGCCGGCAGUAGGGCUCCCGGAUCAACGGAAGCGAAACGGGAGCUGUUCAAGAAAGUGAUUUCAUAUAUGACAAUAGGCAUAGAUGUGUCUGGUCUCUUCACAGAGAUGAUCAUGGGGAGCGGAGCUACGUCCGACCUGGUCCUCAAGAAGAUGUGCUACUUGUACUUAUGUAGCUAUGCCGCGUCGAACUCGGAGCUGGCGCUGCUGACCAUCAACUUUCUGCAGAAGGAUUGUCAGGACGAAGAUCCUAUGAUUCGGGGUCUCGCCCUGCGGAGCCUGUGCUCGCUGCGUGUCAAAAACCUGGUGGAAUAUCUACUGGGCCCCCUGAAGACCGCCAUCCGAGACAGCAACCCGUACGUGCGGACUAUGGCCGCAAUGGGAAUCCUGAAGCUGUACUACCUCGCCCCAGCCUCGUGCAACGAGGGAGAGUUCGUGCCGGCGUUGAAGCGGCUGCUCAUGAACGACCCUGACCCCCAGGUUGUCGCGAAUGCAGUCUGCGCGCUCCAAGAAAUCUUUGACAAGGAGGCGGAGAGUGGCUCAGGUCCCAACGUGAAUGGGAAGGAUUGGCUGCUGAGCAAGGAAGUGAUCUACACGCUCCUCAACCGGAUCCGCGACUUCAGCGAGUGGGCGCAGUGCAUCAUCCUCGCACUGGCCGCCGAGUAUGUGCCACAGGAACCAGACGAGAUCUUCGAUAUCAUGAACCUGCUAGAGGACCGGUUGCAGCACGCCAACAGCGCCGUUGUGCUGGCCACCACCAAGGUCUUCCUCCACCUCACCAUGUCCAUGGCAGACGUCCACCAACAGGUAUAUGAGCGCAUCAAGGCGCCUCUGCUGACGCUCAUCAGCACUGGCAGCCCCGAGCUGGCAUAUGCCGUGCUGAGUCACCUACAUUUACUGGUGACACGUGCCCCGAUGCUGUUCGCCGCGGACUACAAGCACUUUUACUGCCGCUUCAGCGACCCGUCGUACGUCAAGAAGCUCAAGCUGGAGAUGCUGACGGCGGUGGCUAACGAGGCCAACACCUAUGACAUUGUGACUGAGCUGAGCGAGUACGCUGCGAACGUGGACGUGGUGAUUGCUCGCGAGAGCGUGCGUGCGGUGGGCCAGAUCGCGCUGCAGAGCUACGACGUGAACGGCAUCGUGGACCGCCUGCUGCAGUUCCUCGACAUGGACACGGACUACAUCACGGCAGAGACGCUGGUCCUGGUCAAGGACCUGCUGCGCAAGUACCCUGAGUGGGCCGAGUCGUGCGUGGCGGUCAUCGGCGGCGUCUCACACACGGCCGUCUCGGAGCAGCCCGCAAAAGCCGCGCUCGUGUGGAUGCUUGGCGAGUACGGCCAAGACGUGCCCGACGCACCAUACGUUUUGGAGUCGAUCGUCGAGAACUGGGCGGAGGAGGAGAGCGAGACGGUGCGGCUGGAGAUCCUAACGGCGGUCGCGAAGCUGUUCUUCAAGCGGGCACUGGAGUGCCAUCGGCUAUUGGGGCGGGUGUUGAAGCUGGGAACGGAGGAUGGAAACCAGGACGUGCACGACCGCGCGCUGCUGUACUACCGGCUGCUCCAGCAGGGCGCUGACGUGGCGCAGAAGGUGAUCAACCCAGAGAAGCGCGCGGUGAACGAGUUCGCCGAGACGCAGAGCAGCGAGGCCAAGGACCGCAUCUUCGACGAAUUCAACACGCUCUCCGUCGUCUACCGGCAGCCGUCCUUCCAGUUCAUGGCCAAGGAGCAGCCUAAGGCGGGCGCCUCCAGUGAGGAAGACCCCGCGACUCCAACGGGCGUCCUCCAAGGGGGGGGCGACUUUGCGCACCAAGAGCUGCUCUCGGGGGCCGAGAAAGAAGAGGUUGCGGCGCCGCCCCCCACGGCAUCCAACGGCGCCGAGACGUAUAGCGCCCCGAACGUGCUCGACAUCAUGUCCGGCCCGCCGGCGAACGGGAACGCGGCGUCCGUUUCCGGCGACCCGUUCGCGACGUCGACAGGCGCGCCGGUCGCCGACAACGCGCCCAGUAGCUCUGGUGGCGGCGCCGGGGGGCUGGACGAUUUGCUUGGUGGGUUCGGGGGCCAGUCGACCAGCCAACCGCAGCCCCCCCCGCCGGCACCGGCGCUGCAGUUGGUCCCCCGGCCGACGCUCGACGCGGGGACGUUUCAGCGGAAGUGGGGGCAGUUGCCGGUCGGGCAGGCCGUCGAGGAUUCGUUCGCGCCCGCGGCGCUCGCGAAGCUGACGACGCCGCAGGCGCUGUUGCGGCAUAUGGCGAGCAACAGCAUCGCGUGCAUGGCGUCCGGCGGGAACGCUCCGACGUUCCGCUUCUUCUUCUACGCGCAGAACGCGGAUGCGAGCGGGUUCUUCCUGGUCGAGUUAAUAGUGAACACCGCGAAGGGGACGGCGAGCACGAAGGUCAAGGCGGAGCAGGCGCACUUAGUGGAGCCGUUUGUGCAGAUGUACAGAACUGCCUUGCAGAGUUUUUGAGGCACCAGAUAUUGUGGGGCUUUAUACAAGUCUGGGUCCGGACGUCACCAAAGCACAUAAAUAGUCUUAUAAAUUGUUCUGGGGCUGCCUUCC